AUGCGAAAUAGGGAAACCAAGCCAAAUUCAGUUGCAUUUGCAUGUAUUUUAUCUUUAGGUUCAUCAGAAGCAAUGAUUGGUUUUGGUGCUCAGCUUCAUGGAUUUGUUGUUAUUUUCGGUCUGGAGUUUGCUUCUCGGGUGGCCAACACACUGAUGGCAAUGUAUUCAAAAUGUGGGCAGUGUUUUGAUGCACGCAAAUUGUUUGACAUGAUGAAUCGUGGCGAUUUGGUGACAUGGAAUCCAAUGAUUUCUGGGUACGUACGAAACAGGUUGACAAAUGAGGCUUCACUUUUGUUUCGUGAGAUGAUAUCUGCUGGUGUAAAACCUGACUCAAAGUGUGCACUCACUGAUAUAUAUUUUAAGUGCAGGGAGGUGAAAGUGGCUUGCAGGAUUUUUAACCAAAGUACUAAAGUUGAUAUUGGAAUCUGUACGGCUAUGAUUUCAGGAUAUAUGCUUCACGGGAUGUACAUUAAUGCUUUAGAAGUUUUUAGGUGGGUAGUUCAAGCGAAAAUUAGGAUAAAUACUUUAACCUUGGCGAAUAUAUCAGCUUGUGCUAGCUUGGUUGCGGUGAAGUUGGGGAAGGAAUUGCAUGGCUACAUCCUCAAAAAUGGGUUUCAAACAAGAUGCCAUGUGGAAAGCGCAAUCAUGGACAUGUAUGCAAAAUGUGGAAGAUUGUAUCUAGCGCAUCUAGUUUUCAGUAGAAUAUCUGAAAGGGAUACUAUUUCGUGGAACUCAAUGAUCACAAACUAUUCUCAAAAUGGCAAGCCCAUGGAGGCAAUGGAUAUUUUUCGUCAAAUGGGGAUAGUAGGAAUGAAUUAUGAUUGCGUGAGCAUAUCUCAAGCCCUGUCUGCUUGUGCAAAUUUACCUGCACUACACUGUGGGAAAGAGAUCCAUGGUUUCAUGAUCAAAGCUGCAUUCAGCUCAAAUGUUUUCGCUGAGAGCGCACUCAUAGACAUGUAUGCCAAAUGUGGACACUUGAAUCUCGCACAUCCUGUAUUUAACAUGAUGACAUUAAAAAAUGAAGUUUCAUGGAAUAGCAUCAUUGGUGCUUAUGGGUUUCAUGGUCAUCUCAAGGAAUCUCUUUCUCUAUAUGAUGAAAUGUUGAAAAACGGAAUUCAGCCUGAUCAUGUUACCUUCCUUGGUAUAAUAUCUGCUUGUGGGCAUGCUGGCCUAGUUGAUGAUGGCAUUCACUACUUCCGUUGCAUGACUGAGGAGUAUGGUAUCCAAGCUCGGAUGGAGCAUUACGCUUGUGUGGUAGAUUUAUAUGGUCGUGCUGGACGUUUGACUGAAGCCUUUGAAACCAUAAAGAGUAUGGCGUUCUUGCCUGCUACUGGUGUUUGGGGGACAUUGUUAGGAGCUUGUCGAGUCCAUGGCAAUUUUGAGUUUGCUGAACUGGCUUCAAGACAUCUGUUUGCCUUGGAUCCUCAAAACUCUGGCUAUUACAUACUGCUCUCAAAUAUACUUGCUGAUACGGGACAGUGGGAUGGUGUCCUUACGAUACGAAGCAUAAUGAAAGAAAGAGGAGUUCAAAAAGUUCCGGGAUACAGCUGGAUUGAGGUCAACAAUAUCACACAUAUGUUUGUUUCGGCAGACGGGAGUCACCCAGACUCUGCUCAGGUUUAUUCAAUGCUGGAAAGUCUUCUUCUGGAGCUGAGAAGAGAGGGUUAUGUUACUGGCAAAAAGGAUGCUGUUUUAAGUGGCUCGUUGAAAAUUGAAACAAAUUAAGCCAAUAAUUCUCUCUCUGGAGGAUUUUUAAGAAUGGGUAGAGUUCUCCGCAUUCUGUUGAUUCUUUUUGACUGAUGGCAUUGAACUUUGUUCUUUUGUUGAAUGGAUAUCUUAAGAGUUAAGAGGGUUUAAAGUCACUCCUUUUCUGAAAGCAUACCGGUACACUGAAUGUUCUGUGAUGAUAAAUAUUAUAACGGCAAAGCACCAGAGAGUUGGUCAAUUUAUUGUCACCCUAAUGCAACAAUGAACAUGACUGGUGAAUGUGUCAUGCAGAUGGAGACCAUGAAAUUGGUUAA
This is a messenger RNA of Tripterygium wilfordii, 2021 nucleotides long. RefSeq names its product pentatricopeptide repeat-containing protein At4g21300-like. The record is from RefSeq and is a predicted model, not a curated record. Gene Ontology annotation, biological process: RNA modification. Lineage: Eukaryota; Viridiplantae; Streptophyta; Magnoliopsida; Celastrales; Celastraceae. Gene Ontology annotation, molecular function: protein binding; RNA binding.